CCUACCCAAAUUCUCUACUUUACAAUAUUCCAAAAAUACUACCAAUCAAACAUCUACAUCUAAGUCUAACCAAGACCAAAUAUCUUCUUUUAAACUUAAUAAAGAUGAUAAUGAUGUUAUUAUGACAGAUUCAAAUGAUGAUUCUACUGUUAAUACAAAUAACCAAACUACUGAUAAUAAAAACUCCAACCCCAACAAAAACUUAUAA
Molecule: messenger RNA, 208 nt
Organism: Racocetra fulgida
Lineage: Eukaryota; Fungi; Glomeromycota; Glomeromycetes; Diversisporales; Gigasporaceae
Source: the annotation of a GenBank genome assembly